Messenger RNA from Pseudonaja textilis, 1387 nucleotides. RefSeq names its product membrane-spanning 4-domains subfamily A member 8-like. The record is from RefSeq and is a predicted model, not a curated record. Gene Ontology annotation, cellular component: plasma membrane. Gene Ontology annotation, biological process: cell surface receptor signaling pathway. Lineage: Eukaryota; Metazoa; Chordata; Lepidosauria; Squamata; Elapidae.
GAAAGCAGAAAUGAAAGCGAAACAGGGGCAAAAAAGCGAUACGCGAGCGGCGGAGCACGAGAGAGACAGAAACGGAGAAGAAUAGGGGCGCAGGAAGAGCUGCGCGGACGAUCGGCAGAGGAAGAGAAAGGUAACUUAGCUGUACUUAACUUCUAAUAAGAAUGGCCAGUGGAAACAUGAUUCCCUCUAAUGGAACCAACCUAAUUCAAACAUCCCAGGGGUUCCCCUGUGUUGCUGUUCAGGUAUCUGGAGCAAUACCAAAUCAUCAGUAUGGAGCUCAGCAACUUGGAACUUCCAUCAAUGCUCAACAAGUGCCCCCAAAUCGUUUGGAGAGAUUCUUCAAUGCUGAGAUCAAAGUACUUGGGACCGUCCAAAUCAUGAUUGGGUUGAUGCACUUUGGCCUUGGGGCUGUUGCAGUGUGCCUUGCGUUCACAGGCUACUUUGCCAUUUCUGUAUUUGGAGGUUACUCCUUUUGGGGAGGGAUCUUAUUCAUUUCUUCUGGAUCACUAUGUAUAUCAGCUGCGAAGAAUCAAAAUCGUAGUUUGGUGAAAUGUUGUGUAGGGAUGAACAUCACAAGUGCCAUAAUUGCAUUAUUCGGUAUUCUGCUGUAUAUACUUGAGCUGACCAUGGGUGAUAGUUUUUCUUUAAAUUUCAAUUCAGAGGAUUGGAUAAAAAAAGUCGGCAUUUGCCUCUCCAGCGUGUUGUUCUUGUUCAGAUUGCUGGAAUUUUCCAUCGCUGUUUCACUUGCACAUUUUGGAUGCCAGGCAACUUGCUGUGCUGAUGACCAGGCAGCCAUGGGUUACCAAGUAAUCAGCGGAUAUGCACCAGUCUCAACUGAAACAAAUUCAUCCUUUCCACCAGCCUAUGACCAGCCAGAGUAAGAAAAAAACAACAAACCCUGGAAGGAAUUGUGAGAAGUGUUGCACCAGUGGUGAUAGGAGAAGCAAUUCAUAUUAUAUUGUUUUAUUUUAUUCACUAGCUUGUUUAUUUUUCAAUUGCAGCCUUUAAGCACCACACUGAAUGGUGGCAAGUUUUAAAAGAACUUUUUUUUUCAUUAUUGUUAGAAGCAAGCAGCAAGAAUUUUUGACGAUGUAUACAGUUUAUUAGUUCUUUGUUUAUAUUCUGGAUUGCAUUUAUUUUUUCUGAUGUAUUAUGAAGGAGGUCUGAUGUUACAGAAAAGAGGAAAAAAACACCUAGCAAAAUUGGAACACAAGUGAUUGGUAAACAAGUCAUUGGCAAUAGAAAUGUUAAUAGCAGUUACAUACAAUAAUUACUCUGAUCCCAAAGAGAUUAGUUGAAGUUUGCAUACAUUUAAAGUCAAGUCUGUAGAGUGUUCGAUACUGUUAUUUCCUAUAUAUAUACAAUAAAAUUGAAUUAGUAGUGCUAA